Bombina bombina (fire-bellied toad) is the source of this 2583-nucleotide messenger RNA. Its product is annotated as E3 ubiquitin-protein ligase Midline-1. The transcript is spliced from 9 exons. Gene Ontology annotation, molecular function: zinc ion binding. Lineage: Eukaryota; Metazoa; Chordata; Amphibia; Anura; Bombinatoridae. The coding region runs from base 99 to 2150 and encodes 683 amino acids. The record is from RefSeq and is a predicted model, not a curated record.
GCCGCUUAAUCUUCUGUCACCAGUCUCCGCAGACGUUUGUAAGUUGUGCAGCUACUUGAGAACCGUACCGUAACCUGACGGCUUGCAUGUGACCAGGGAUGGAGGCGAGUCUAACUUGUGCCGUGUGCCUCGGGCUCUUUACUGAACCCGUUACGCUUCCCAAAUGCUCACACAACUUCUGUAGGACGUGUGUACGGGACUGCGUGGCCCCCGAGAGCCGCACUGUUUACAGCCUGCCCCUGGACCACGGGGGCGCUUCUUCCUGGCGAACAGUAUGCUGCCCGCUGUGUCGUAAAGUAAGCCCGCUUGCCGGAGGAGUAAGCUCUUUGCCAACCAACACCACGCUGGCUGAGUUAGUAAGUUUGGUGACCGCUACCCGUGAAGUCAAGAAAGAAAAUAAGGAAACAGGGGGUGCUGUCGGUAGCAGCUCCGGAACGGAAUUCUGUUUCCUUACCUCUUGUACUGAGCAUCCGGGGAAGGAACUGCAGCUGUACUGUAAGAUCUGUGCUGUGUCCUGUUGCGGAAGCUGCGUGUCAGAGCGACACCAGGGCUACUGCCACUCAGUCAACCUGCUGGAUAUGGUGUUCCAAGAGGAGAAGCUAACUCUUUUCAGCAGCUUUAAAAAACUGCGUGAAAUCCAUGAGAAGCUAACAAAGGAAAUUGAUGUAACAGAUAUUGAGAAUGAAUUUAUAAAUGAGACCAAUUUUGUUACCUCUGCUUUUGAACAAAUUCAAAAGGCUUUAGAGCUUAAAAAGCAACAGCUUGUCGACCACAUUGAAUACCAAAGGAGUACAACCAUGAAGGAGUACAGGGUGUGGAAACAAGUGAAAGAUGAUCAUAGGAAAACAAUUGAAAGUCUGCUUAAGGAUUGUGAAAAUAUUGUUGAUGAAUUUGAGCCCCAGAGAUUUCUUAAGGUGGCAUGUGAAUUGAAUAGAAGGAUGAGUUCCAGUCUUGACAUAAUGGAACGUAGUUCAGAUCAGCGCAAAAAGAAACAAAAAUGGGGACCAAAUUGUGUAGAUAUACAGCCUGCUUUGGAUGCUAUUUCAGCUCUACAGAUUACAGGAAGCGUUCCUAAUGACCUAUUUAGAAAACAAAAUGAAACCUUAGAUGGAGACUUCUCAUUCAAAACCAUAACCAGAACAUGGAAUAAUGGAAAUUCCUCAACUUGCGUAAAAUACUUGCCAACUAAAGAACUAGAACUGGAUUAUGUUAAAGGACUGAUGAACAAAUGCAAUGUUUGCUACAAAUCCAUAUGUGCAAUGCCUGAAUUUAAGACUACAAGCUGUGAGGAACUACGUCUAAAGUAUUAUGAGAACUCAGUUACAAGUCAAAAUAAUGUAUUUUCUGUUCCUGAAAGGAAGGCACCUACAGUGUUUAAAGUGUUUGACAAACAUAUGCAUCCAAGAAGGGGUCGAAUUAAGAAAGUAGUUAAAAGACAAGAAGGAUUUGAUGAAAGUAACAGUCAAUCUGUUUGUGCCAGUAACAUACCAACAAAUAUAGCUCAUGCUGAAAAUUGUAAAACCAAACCUCAAACAAGCAAUGCAUUUCCAACAGCUGCUAGAAAUGAGAAUGCUGUGUCAAGCAGAGAAAAGAAACAAAGCAAUAAAUUACAAAAAUGUCAGCAAGAAGGGUUAGUAGCGGCCUCUUCAAACAAUUUGUAUGGCAAGGUUUUUAAAAAUAACAAUGAUUCUGGUUCUGGAGGAACUUUUUUUGGCCCUAUUGUUGGUUUGAGUGAGAGAAUGUUCCAGUUCAAUAAAGACAAUGGUAAACUUGUCAGGAACAUGGAAGCUGCAGGAAGACUUAAACAUGAUCAGAAUGGUGACACUUGUAAAAAUGCUGCUACUCUUUUCUCACUCAGUGUUAAUGGGUCCACUAGCUUAUUUAAGCACAAUUCUACUGAGAAUGAAGACUCAUUUGGCAUCUCUAUUGGCAACACUGUUAGUACUAGUAAUGUGCAUACAGCAACUGCACCUAACACAAGUGGUCAGCUGGUGAAUUCAGCAGAAGUUAAUGAAGCCACUGAUCUGUCAGCACAUCCAUCCCACUCUGAAGAAUUUUUUGAUGCAAAUUCUAAUAUUGAUUCUGAUACAGAGACAGAAAAUGAUGAAACCAUCAGUGAGAACCAUAACUUUUACAGAAGAAGUUGCUAAAUAUUGAAUGUGCCUCUAUAAUGCACCCUAGUGAAUUCAGAAAAUCCUUACCAUUUGCACGUUCUAUAGUAUUAAUUUUCAUUCUGUUGACUUGAGUUUCAUAGCUCUGCUUUUCAACAUUUGGCACCAAAGUUGUGUGUCAUCAUUUGUGUUAUUUUCUUUUUAUACUGCAAGCUUUUCAGGUCUUAAAGGUCCCUUCUCUUCCUCUAGGCAAUGUAAGAAGGGGCAUUUGGUAUAUACUCACCAGUAAACAAAAAGUGUUUUUUUUUUUUUAAAGCUCGUCUCCUGUAACAGGAACUAAAUUACUUGUACUCAACUCAUAUGUUUUUGCUUUUCACCUUGGAACUCUGAUUUAGUAUCUACUUAUUUGCAGUCACCAGCUUUGCUCCAGCUUAAAGUGAUAAUAAAUAAGCAUAGAAGUGCUCCAGGUCAA